AUGAGAAAAUUUGAAAAAUUUAUAGAGAAAUCAAAAAAUAAAAAACAACCAGCUGAAUUAAACAAUCCUCCUCGCUAUGAUAAUACAAGACCUCCCCUACCAUCUCCUAACCAUUCCUAUAACAAUCCUACUCAGCAAUAUCCAAACUAUCCAUACCCAAUUCACCCUGAUCAUUACCCUUCACAACCAAAUACCUCAAUAACGACUCAAUAUGAUAAUAAUCCCCCUUCAAAAACUUCUUCAGGAGAUUAUACUCCUUCACUUGACCAUUCCAUUUCCAGUGAAACUUCGGGGUCUACACGAAGUAUUGAUUCUGUUAGAACAUCUACUGCUUUUUCGUCUUUUGAGUUACCUUGGGGUAGCCAUCACAAAGGUGAUAAAACCGAUCAUUCUCGGCCUUCUGAUGAAGAGAUUGAACGUUUGUUCUUAGAUAUGAUGAGACAGUUAGAUUUGGGAAAUUUAUCUUCGAAAAUGCUGGCCAUGCCAAUCGAAAAUAAAUGGAAGUUGAUACAGAGUAAUUUUGAAAACGUAGGGAAAGCUCAUAAGCCUAAAGAUAAAAAUCCUAAAAAUCCCGUUCAAAACGCUGGUGAUCCUAAUACUCCUGAAUAUUAUCUUAAAAAAAUUAUGGAUGGAACUAUAACUUUCAAACAUAUGAACUCACUCAGUGUUGCUCUAAGGACACUUCCUAUAACAUGGGUCCGGUCUUUCAUUGACGCAAAAGGCUUAGAGGUUCUUGCAAAUUAUCUUAGCAGUAUUACAAAAAAACAUGCAAAGCUAGAUGCUGAUUUACAAAUGGAAUACGAAAUUAUUAAAUGUUUAAAAUCACUGUUAAACAACAGAUGGGGAGCUCAAGAAGCUCUGACGCAUUCAUCAUGCAUUCAUAGUAUCACAUUUUCACUUGUUUCUCCUCAACUAAACACCCGCAAACUGGUAGCCGAAGUUCUUUCUUUCUUUUGUUAUUGUGAAAUCCCCACCGGUCACACACUCGUAUUAGAAGGCUUUGAUCAACAUCAGAAAUUUCUUAAUGAGCAUGGAAGAUUUGAUGCUUGGAUGAGAGUACUGGAAAACACAAUUGAUGGACGUGGUCGUUAUGGGAGUUUAGUAGAUGCAAGUGAUGAAUUUAAAAAAGGGGGUAUAGGAAUGGACAGUUCAUUGAUGGAAUAUGUGUUAGCAAAUAUGAUUCUGAUAAAUUCAAUAAUCGGUGUAUGUGAUGACGUUGAAAUUCGGGUACAUUUAAGGAACCAGCUACACGCAUGUGGACUAACGCGUAUAAUUGAUAAAAUGAAAGCGUUUAAUCACGAGCUUAUUAAUCGUCAAAUAAGCAAGUUUGAACGUGAAAGUGAAUUGGAUUACGAAGAACUUAUUGAUUCAUUAGUCACGCAAGUUGUUCUUGAUCGUCAUGGGCUUGACCAAGACUGGAGUCAGUCUGUGGGUCUUACCGUUUCACAGGUCCUUGCUAAGAUGGUCGAUCAAGAUAAACUCAAUGAUGCCCUUCAAGAAGCAGAGGAAGCUAAAGCUGAGUUAAAAGCUUUACGUGAGAAACAAGAGUUAAUGUCAAAACAGGAUGUGUCUGAGUCAGACGGUGAAUUAAAAAAGAAAAUUGAUUCUCUCGAAGAACUCUUACGCAUCUCUCGGCACACUAUUAAGACACUUCAACAACGAAACGCAGAUCUAGAAGCCAGUUAUCGAGAAAAACUUGCUGAUUUAAAUGUUCAACUUCGAGAGCUUGAGACAAUAAUAAAGGAACAGCAAGGAUAUGGGACUGAUACUACUGUUGAUCGAACAGAACUUGUUAAACAAUUAGAAAGAAUGCAGAAAAUACGUGAGACGGAAAGGAUAUUAGAAGGUGAACGAAAAGUUUGGACACCACCUUCAUUUGGAGAUGGAGAUGGAGGUGUAAAGAUGCCAGAUGCAAAUGAAUACAUUGGUAAUACGAGCAGUCAGAACGUACCAUCGCAAUAUCCUGAUUAUGAUAAAGCCAACUUUCCUGGUGGGUUCAGAAUUCCUGAACAACCUCCACGGAUGGAUGCUGGUGUUUUGAAAGAACUUAAACAACGUCAUGAUGGUAUAUUAAUUCAUACAUCAGCAAGUGAACUCUCAAAUGAACAAUCUCAACAACCACCUACAUCAACUUCACAAACCUCGCCUAUUUCUGACGUGACGUCUAAGAUACAACCUCAACCCAUUGGUGGCGUACCACCACCACCUCCGCCACCACCAGGAAAAACUGGAGGUCCACCACCACCUCCGCCACCACCAGGAAAAACUGGAGGCCCACCACCACCUCCGCCACCACCACCAGGAAAAACCGGAGGUCCUCCGCCGCCGCCACCACCACCAGGUAAAGCCGGAGGUCCGCCGCCGCCACCACCACCACCAGGGAAAGCUGGAGGUCCACCGCCACCGCCACCACCGGGAGGAAAAGCCAGAGGUGCUGGAGGUCCCCCACCACCUCCAGGGAAAGCCGGAGGUCCACCACCACCAGGAGGUUUUCGAGCUCAGGCAACUUCAAAUAAUCGUAAAGAAGUUCCAUACAUGACUAUGAAGAAACUUAAGCAACUUCAAUGGGAUAAGAUUAAUCAUUUAACUGUUAAUAAAACGCUUUGGGGACAAGCAAAUUUGAGUGAUGAUGAGCUAAUUAAGUUACUUGGUGGAGAAACCGACGUGUUCUCUAACAUUGAGAAAUUAUUUGAAGCUUAUGAGCAUAAAGAGAAACCGAAGGUUGUAAAGGAGGAAGAAAUUAGUGUUCUUGAUCAAAAGAGAGCUUAUAAUAUUAAUGUGGCACUUGGACGUUAUAAAGAUAUAUCAUUUGAAGAAAUACAUAAGAGGCUCGUUGAGUUUGAUGAGAACUUCUGUAAUGAGAAUUUGCUUAAUCAGUUAAUGUUAUAUAUUCCAACAGCUGAAGAACGUGGUAAACUAUCUGUAUAUAAAGAAGACAUGCCCGCAAAUUUGGCUCGUGCUGAUCGAUUCUUUGUUGAGGUGAUGAAGAUUCAUCGAUAUGAACAACGCCUUAAAUUUAUGUAUUCUUACGUUACUUUUGACGAGAAAUUCAGAGAUUUGGAACGUGAUAUUAAAUCAGUAUUGAAUGCAUCCAUAGCACUUAAAGAAUCAGCGCAAUUUAAAGAAUUGUUAAACCUCGUGGAUACUAAGGCUGCGAAAAGUUCAUCAAUUACUUUAUUACACUUUUUGGCUGAGACAAUUGAAUCGAAACUACCUAAUGUAUUGGGUUUUGUCGAUGAGAUAGCGGAAUGUGGAUCUGCUUGUAGAGUAUCACAACAAGAAAUGACAAACGAAUAUCGACAAAUGGGAACAAAAUUAAACGAACUAGCAGUUGAAUUACAAAAACAUUUUGGAGAAGAUGUUGAAUUAGAAAAAAAUGACAGAUUCCCUGAAAUAAUGAAAGAGUUUGUUGUAAAGUCACAACAAAAGUUUGAAGAUUUACAGAUGGAAUAUACUUCUAUGGAAGUUGCAUAUAAGGAUGUUGUAGCAUACUUUGGAGAAGAUCCCAAAAACACUAAACCUGAUGAAUUCUUUGGAAUAUUUAAGACUUUUCUCACUAGUUUUGAGCGGGUUAGAAAUGAUAAUAAAGCAACAAGAGACCGCGAAUUAGCUGCUAAAAAGCGAAAAGAGGAGAUUGAACAACGAAAGAAAUUGGCUAAGCCGAGCACAGGAGUGCAAAUGGCAGCUCAAUCAGAUGACAAACAUUUAAUGGACAACUUAUUGGAAAAAUUGCGUGAUGGUGGAGAUUUAGAAACUCGAGCAAAGAAACGUGGUGGAAAAGGUGGCAAAGAGGGAGGAGACCUAAGAGUUUCUAGAAGUAUGAGUAUCGCAAUUAGGGCUGAAGAUAUACUAAAAAGAUUGAAAGAGGAUCCCCUACCACCGUUGCCAGAAAUGCCAAAACAAAUUGCAUAA
Racocetra persica is the source of this 3912-nucleotide messenger RNA. The record is from the annotation of a GenBank genome assembly. Lineage: Eukaryota; Fungi; Glomeromycota; Glomeromycetes; Diversisporales; Gigasporaceae.